Molecule: messenger RNA, 880 nt
Organism: Propithecus coquereli (Coquerel's sifaka)
Lineage: Eukaryota; Metazoa; Chordata; Mammalia; Primates; Indriidae
Product: spindle and kinetochore-associated protein 1-like
Biological process (GO): cell division; chromosome segregation; mitotic cell cycle
Cellular component (GO): mitotic spindle; outer kinetochore; spindle microtubule
Molecular function (GO): microtubule binding
Source: RefSeq, a predicted model, not a curated record
AUGGCCUCCUCAGAUCUGGAACAGUUAUGCUCUCAUGUUAUUGAAAAGAUUGGCAAUCUUAAGAAAACUCUGUCAUUAAGAAACUGUGGUCAAAAAUAACCUACAUUGAAAACUAUAUUAAAUAAAAUUGGAGAUGAGAUCAGUGUAGUAAAUAAACUUCUAAAGAAAUUGGAAUUGAAAAUUCAGUAUCAAGAACACACCAACAGUUCACUCAAGGAACUCUGUGAGCCUCUCGAAGAAUAUCACAAAGAUGUGGAACAUCUCAAAGAAAACGUUGCUUCCCCUUUGCCUCGAACAGUCACCCAAAGCUCUGUUAAGGGAUCAGAUCUUGACCCUGAAGAACCAGUCAACAUUGAGGAAUCUGCACCCAUAAAGAAGCCCCCAAAAGAACAAAGAAGUAUUAAAGAAAUGCUGUUGAUAACUUGUGAUGAGUUUAAUGGUAUUCCUGCGUACAUGAAAUCCCAUUUAACCUGUUGUCAAAUUAAUAAUGUUAUUAAAGAAAUCAACAAGGCAGUAAUUAAUAAAUAUAAGAUCCUAUAUCAACCAAAAAAGUCUAUGAAUUCUGUGGCCAGAAAUCUCUAUCAUAGAUUUAUUGAUGAAGAAACAAAAGAUACCAAAGGUCAUUAUUUUAUAAUGGAAGCUGACAUAAAGGAGUUCGCGACUUUGAAAGUUGACAAGAAGUUUCACGCGUUACUGAAUAUCUUACGGCACUGUCAGAGGCUAUCUGACGUCGGAGGGGGAGCACUUACCCGUUAUGUUACAACCUGAGGCCCCUGUGAGCUUUUGAACAGACCAAUGAUAGGGUAUAGAGGCUAUUCCUACAGUUUUCUUAUAUAUAAUUUCUUUAGCUUUUUCACUUCCUAUUUUUGUUUCUUUUUUA